UAUCCUCUCUUUUCUUGGUGUUUUUGCAAUAAUUUUCUGACGAUUACAAAAUUUUUUUUUCCUUUGAAGUAGCACAGCAUUAUUCAUUCCCUUGUGAGGCGAAAUAACUUCUUUAGAACUCAGAUUAAUGCUGGCUACUUAUGUGAAGCAUGACGAAAUUUAUAACGGAAAUUGUAAUUUUAGGUUUUAUAAUUUUAUUCAAUUCUGUAUUCUUAAAAUUUUAUUUAAAAACUUGUCAUGCCGUUCUUUUUGAAUUUCUUAAACAACAAAUUCGAUUUAAGGUCGAGACAAUGAAUGAACGAACAAGUGUGAAUUGAGACUAGAAUUCAUUUUUAGUGCAUGAUAAUUUAGGGCAGCAAAAUGUCAAAGAAAGACGGUAGCAAGAUGCUGGUUCAUCAGCUGUCGUCUGUUCUGCCAGAUGAUCGUCCCAUUACUGCUAUUAGUAUUGUUGAAGACAUCGACAAAUGUCCUCCCAAUUUCACUGUAGUCUCGAGAACCCACGAUUUAGACGCCGAUGCCGAUUUAUGGCGUGAAAGUGGAUUGUUUAUUAAGAAGAAAACUAGAUACAUAUGUUUCUCAAAGACUGAAGGACUGCCGCACUGUAUUGUUGAAGAGAUCGCCAUCAUCGAUGACCGGGAACCUGCUCCAAAGGGUUAUAGCAUGAUCUCUCACACAGUUGACUCCAUGCAGCGUGCGUGGAGGAAGAGACAACUUUGUUAUAAAAUUAGGAAUAAGGACUUGUGCUCAAAGGCUAUAACAGACAUAAUCAUAUGCAGUAGAGUUGGGAAACCCUCGAGAAGAGCGCCAUUUGAAUUCACUUACGCUGGCCUAGUAAACGGAGUCAGCAUUUGUUACAAAACGGUCGACAUCAACGCGGAAGAUCCAAGUUCCAGGCCCUACGCAAAUAUAGAAUGUAUUUUUUUAUUUCCGUGUAGAUCGUUUUCUAAUCCAUCGCCGAAUCCAUCGAAUGGAACACCACACAGAGUGGCUCCGGAAAGGCCACCGAAACCAAAGAUUACACCCAAACUACCGAACAGCAUUUAUCCACAGAUAAAUCAGCCGAGUCCAGGGAGACCCGCAGACGACUCUUGUGACAGAGACUACGAGAUUCUUAGUCCUAAUGCGAGAAUCAUCAAACCAACGAGGCCAGCACCUCGACCACCAAAAUCUCCUCUUACUUGUUCUACACAAAAUUAUGGCACAUUACCAGGGUCUUCCGAUCUGGAUGGGGUUCCGUUUGCUCUUAAUCCUCUCCUUUCGACGAAUAACAGUUUCGCUAAGACCAAACUUCCUGUGAUUAAACUUCGAACACGAGAGGAGUUAGACAGAGUGUAUAACUAUGACUUCCGAGCAGAGAGAGAAACUUGAAGGUUCGACCGUGCCAAACGAAUUGUUUAAACCUAUGUAUUAGGUUUCCCAGCUGUAUUCAUACGUCUGUAUCGAAAAUAGCCAUGCAUAAUGGAGUGCCUAAUUGAAUGAUUCUCACUAACCCUCAAAAGAGAAUUUUGUUCCAUGUUUGUGGUGAGAAUGAGUACGAAUUAUUGCAUAUUAUACAUAACACGAUACGUGUCGUUAUUCGAAUAGGUAUCUUCUCUUCCGUGCCCUAUUUAGAUUUUGAUACCAGUGAUUACGAGCAUUGUAUUUUUAUAGACUUGCGUUGUAUUUUUAUAGUUCGUAGAAGUUAUUAUAUACGUGUAUCAUACGUUCUAGUUGUUUACGAAUCAUCAGAUAUUUAAUGAUAAAAUACUAGCGUACUUUCGCUUCGAGCUUUCAGAGGAAACGUUUAGUUUUAUUCCAUCCAGCACUUUAUAAAAAACUUAUAAAGAUCAGUUGAUCUGCUCAAUUGUUGAGUUCUGUCAUAUCUAAGUCAAAGGAAUUGGCGUCGAACAAACUCAGGAUGAAAUUAGCUUUUAAGAAUUCAUAUUUGUGUAAUAUUCAUGUGAAUUUGGGCUUUUUGCUUUCAGGGGAAAAUAAUUGAAUGCCUAAAUAAUUUUUUGCUAUGUUGAUGUGUAAGGUGUAUUUUAUAUUGUGAUAAAAAUGUCCCGAGUAUUAUACUUUUUAGAAAUUUGAUAAUAUUCUGGAAGAUAAAUUACCGAACAAAACCUUUAUUUAAUAGUUAUAAGUUUAAUUUUUAUUAUCUUUAGGAUUGUUGAGUUGUAGAAGAAAAUUCUUUUUUGUUCGACGCCGAAUCCUUCUUUGGCGAAAUUUCAUUUUCGUCGGUGCAGAUAUAAUUGUUAAAAAUAAUUAACUUAUCAAAUUUAGGUGCUGCCAAUAUAGAUGCGCGAAUCUAUUUAAUCAAAUGCUGAGUUCAGGACGACCUGAUUAGAAGCACUAUUUAUAAAUAUGUAAUCAUGCACGAUAAAAGCGAUUAGGGCUGUCAAAUGAUGUUUAGAAAAUUGUAUUUUGAACUACGUCGAGUUUUACGACGAAUCAUGCGUCAUGGGAGUGUUUUGAAUUUGUAAAAGUCUGCGUCUCAAUUUUCUGUUCGUGAAUAAAUUACAAAAGCGAGGCCUUUAAAUUAGGAUUACCAAGUACUGAAAUUAAAGACUUUAAACCCGAAAAUGCUGCAAUAUAUUGCAAUUUAAUUAUUAUUUCGAACUUGGCGAUUUGAAUGACCUUAUCCUAAAUUUGUAAUUCUCAGAAAACUUAGAUUUCUGAACUUUUUAUUUCACAUCACGAGUUAGAAUGGUUAUCUAUACUUCUAAAGCAGGUCGUGCAAAUGGAAAUUUACUCGAUAACUAUAUUUUAUAUUAUUCAGUAAGUUUAUGCCAUGUACGAAAAAAAUACGAACUCUAAGAAAAAAAAUAUGGAGAAAAUAUGCGAUGUUUCUGUGAAAGAAAUUGAAGCGAUGUUGUCAAAGAUCAAUGCGUUGCUUUGGUCAGUCUUCUCGAAGAUCACGUUUAUACUUAGGCUAAACAAUAUAAGUAACUAAUAAACUGAUCGGGAGCAAUGUAUCUACAACUAUCUCACGAAAUAUAUUUAUGAACACUCA
Molecule: messenger RNA, 2992 nt
Organism: Belonocnema kinseyi
Lineage: Eukaryota; Metazoa; Arthropoda; Insecta; Hymenoptera; Cynipidae
Gene: Mvb12
Product: multivesicular body subunit 12A
Exons: 8
Coding region: 361-1368 (335 amino acids)
Biological process (GO): regulation of epidermal growth factor receptor signaling pathway; virus maturation; viral budding
Cellular component (GO): late endosome; ESCRT I complex
Source: RefSeq, a predicted model, not a curated record